Molecule: messenger RNA, 2682 nt
Organism: Cryptomeria japonica (Japanese cedar)
Lineage: Eukaryota; Viridiplantae; Streptophyta; Pinopsida; Cupressales; Cupressaceae
Exons: 11
Coding region: 208-2682 (824 amino acids)
Biological process (GO): transmembrane transport
Cellular component (GO): membrane
Source: RefSeq, a predicted model, not a curated record
GGAAACCUGUGGAAGUAAUUUUUCAGAGAGAAUCGAAUAAUAAUAACCUUUCAAAGUUAGGCUAGCACGUUGUGAGGGAAGCAUGGAAUGUACGAGAACAGGAAAAACCUUUGAAUUCUCUAUCCAUAUCAAGUAAAAUAGUUGAAGUUACACGAACAGCACUUCAAAGCUUCUAAGCACGUGCGGAUGGAUUGAAAUUCACAAUAAAUGUUUUUAACAAGACUGAAGAAUUUAGUCAUGGCUACACACUGCAUUUUUGCGAGCAGAUCAAUCAUAUUAACCUCUUUAUCUUCUCAAACGCAUUGCUACAAAACACUUCACCAAAGUUUUCCCAGGGCGUUGGGGUUAUUACGGACUUCAAAAAAUGAGAGGAACUGUUUAUCGUUUUCCAAACGGAAAAUGGCGAACAGGUUAAGGAGAAGUGACAGUAAAGUUGGAGCAGUUUGUGCAAUACAACAGAAUGCGAUUUCUCUGCCUGCGCUUGGCUCGGGGACGGCCGUUUUACAGAGCUCGCUGAAAGUUUCUGUCAAUCUCAUUGCAAUUUGCAUUUUUGUUGCAUGGUUGCAGAAAACAGGACAACUGCCUGCUGAUACACCGAGAGUCCUAAGUCAGGUGUCUUUUCGCUUAAUAAUACCUUGCUUCCUUAUGUCAAAGGUCUCCAGAACACUUGCAUUUCAACAUCAAGGAAAUAUUCUUAUAAUUCCAUUUAUUGGUAUAAUUGAAAUAUUUGUGGGAGCAAUGUUGGGUAAGGCAGCAAUCAGAUUCAUAAGAAAGGAUACCUAUCUAAAGCGAGUUAAUGCUUCAAAUGACCCCUCAAGUAUAGAAGAUCUUACUGCAGAAGAUAUUAAAUUGGCCAAGAACGAUGCCCUUGUCAUUGCAGCUUGUGCAUUUGGCAACACUGUUACCCUCCCAUUGGUGAUACUUUCUGGAAUACUUUCACCUAAAGAUGCUAGUAUGGCAAAUGCGUUUGUGGCCCUUGUUAUGAUUGGAUGGUCUCCUUUUUUAUGGAGUUAUGGUUAUCAAAUGUUCAAUACUGCAUUUGCUGAAAAUACUCCAUCAUAUGUGGAUACAAAAAUAUCUUUCCUUCAAAUAUGCACUAUUUGGUUUAAACGUAUUACAAAUCCUCCUCUCUAUGGGGCUUUGUUGGGGAUCCUUAUUGGUGGGACUCCAUUGGCACAUUUCUUUUUCCCAAUCAAGGGAACACUGCCUGGCAUUUUUAGAAAGGUGGAUGGAUCUUUUACUGCCCUCUACAUGGGCUGCAGUGGCUUGCUUCAGACAAUCUGGGAGAGGUUGUCAAAACUAUGGAGGAGAUUAAAUAAUGGAAGUUUGAAGGUUUUCAGGAAGGAUAAAGAUAGGAGUUUCAGGUUCUUCCAUGUGCAAGAUCAUAUAGAGUUUGUCAUUGUGCAAAUUGGUGUCAGUUUCAUUAGUUUACUUUAUCAGUUUGUAAGGGUUUGGUUGUGGGUUUGUGAAGACAUUGCUUUCAGAAAAUCUAAAAGUACUCGAGAGUUAGAAGAUCAAGAAUCUUCUUUAAAUAUGGAAGAGGAUCUUGCUCCUGAGAUUCAGAGGGAGACUCAUGAAGUAAUAGAAAAUGAAGGACAAAAUGAAUUCAUGGAUCCUGCAAAUGAACCUAGAGACACUAAUGUGAAUCGAAAGAGGCCACUUUGGGCAAGGAAAAUGAUUCAAGAGGCUAAAGACUAUGUAGCACCUCAAGGGACCCUCAGGGAAAGCAAAAGACCUCACAGGUUCUCCAGCUAUGUUGACUUGAAGAGUGAGAUCAUCAAAUCAGAACCUUCCAAUGUCAAGGAGGCCUUUAAAAAUCAAGUGUGGAAGGAUGCUAUGACAGAAGAUUUAGAAGUUUGGCAACAAGCAAAUAGCAUCAUCCUAAAUCAAGGAAAGUACACUAUUGAUAUUCUGAAAAGAUUUGGAAUGGAGUGUAAGCCUAUGUCUACCCCUAUGGAAACAAACUUGCACAAGUUAAAGGAAGCAGCAGCGGAAUCAGAAUUUGCAAAUCCCACCCUAUACAGGCAGAUAAUUGGGUCCCUGAUGUAUUUGGUUAACACCAGGCCAGACAUUUGUUAUCCAAUUAAUGCACUUAGUCAAUUUAUGUGUGAACCAAAGCAGAUACAUAUGGUUGCAGCUAAGCAUAUUCUGAGAUACCUGCGUGGUACUAUUGGGUAUGGUCUUAAAUACACUAAUGUUGACCUAGAUCUUCAUGGAUACACUGAUUCAGAUUGGGCUAGAAGUGUGGUAGAUAGAAAGAGCACAUCAAGGUGUUGCUUUAGCUUAGGAUCAGCUGUGAUUUCUUGGAUUAGUAGGAAACAAUCCUCAGUGGCACAGAGUUCUACAGAAGCCGAGUAUAUUGCAGCUUCCAUGGGAGCAAAGGAAGCAGUAUGGCUAAGGAAACUCCUUGUGGGAUUGUUUGGUCAACCUUUGGAUUCUACUAUCAUACAUUGUGACAACCAGAGUUGCAUAAAAAUUUCAGUAAACCUAGGGUUCCAUGACCGGUCAAAGCAUAUUGAGAUUCCUUAUCACUAUGUUAGAGAUAUGGUUGAAAGGAAAGUGAUUCAGCUGAAGUAUGUCAGUACAGGUGAACAGACUACAAACAUUCUUACCAAACCUCUAUCCAAGUCAAAAGUUGAGCAUUUUCGGGAUAAACUUGGUAUGGUUGAAAAUGUAAGUUAA